Messenger RNA from Achroia grisella, 6375 nucleotides. RefSeq names its product chromodomain-helicase-DNA-binding protein Mi-2 homolog (gene Mi-2). The transcript has 21 exons. The coding region runs from base 129 to 6059 and encodes 1976 amino acids. Gene Ontology annotation, biological process: negative regulation of transcription by RNA polymerase II; chromatin remodeling. NCBI's taxonomy places the organism in Eukaryota, Metazoa, Arthropoda, Insecta, Lepidoptera, Pyralidae. The record is from RefSeq and is a predicted model, not a curated record. Gene Ontology annotation, cellular component: chromatin; nucleus. Gene Ontology annotation, molecular function: ATP binding; ATP-dependent chromatin remodeler activity; ATP hydrolysis activity.
CUAGUUCUCGGUGACGGCGGCAUCAAUUUCUGAAUUAAUUACCAUUUGUCGCAAAAACUGCGCGUCCUUUAUCUUUUCUAGACCAAAAUCUUUCACAUUAGUGCUGAUAGUGUUAAAUAGUGAUCUAAAUGGCUUCAGAUGAUGAAGUAGACGGUUCUUUUGCAGGCGACGAGGACGUGGAAGAAGGCGAGGGUCAAAAUGAGAACUCUGGAGAAAGUGAUGAAGCUCCACCAAAGGAGGAUGAGGAUUAUUCACCUGAAGAUGGUAGAAAAAAAAAGAAAGGAAAGAAGAGGAAGGCUAGAGGAGAAGACAAAAAGGGCAGAAAGAAAAAGAAGAAGAGGAAAAAUGAGAGUGAAGAAGAUGAUGAGUUUGGCCUUGAAAUUGAGGCGGAGGGGGAUAGUGACUAUGCGCUCAGUGCAAUGUCCUCAGGAAAAAAAUCUCGGAAAGGCCGAGGUAGUAAGCACAGUACACCUGUAACUCCAGCAGCAUCCGAUACGGGAUCUGGUAUGCCCACAGUAGAAGAGGUAUGUUCCUCUUUCGGCCUCGCAGAUGUCGACAUACAAUACACAGAUGCAGACUUCGAGAACCUUACAUCUUACAAGUUAUUUCAGCAGCAUGUACGUCCCAUGCUUGUGAAGGAAAACCCUAAGGUUCCGAUAUCAAAACUGAUGAUGCUGGUGGCAGCAAAAUGGCGACUGUUUUGCGAGACUAAUCCCAAUCUCGGCGGCGGCACACAGAAUAUAGGUUCAGAAGAGAAUACUAACACCUCUACAGCAUCUGAAUAUGGUGGCAAGGGAAAGUCUGCCCGAACUCCUAAAGAUGUUAAGACUGAAGACGGUGCCGACGAACAAGAUGAAGAGGAGGAAGAGGAAGCAAGCGAUGAAGGCACCCCUGCGCCGCGCAAGCGUGGCCGUAAGCCCAAGCAUCCCAGCAGCGGGAGCACCCCGCGCGGGAAGCCCGGACGGAAGCCUAAGGUGCCCACGCUUAAGAUCAAGUUCAGCAAGCGGAAGCGCACAAGCAGUGAGGAAGAACCAGAAGGCAGUGCGGGUGCUAACACAGACUCGGACGCGGAGUUCGAGCAGAUGCUGGCCGAAGCAGAAGAGCCUAAGCCUUCCGCAUCGACUGCCGCCCCUACUGAGGAAGGUGCUCAGCCGAAAGAAGAAGACCCUAAUGCACCGCAAGUACCGAAGAAGAAAGCAAAGACUAAAAUCGGAAAUAAGAGCAAGAAGAGAAGGAAACUGAAGACAACCAAUAAGUUUCCAGAUGGUGCUGAAGGUGAACAGGAACACCAGGAUUACUGUGAAGUAUGUCAACAAGGCGGCGAAAUUAUACUGUGCGACACGUGCCCACGCGCUUACCACUUGGUGUGCCUGGAGCCCGAGCUCGAGGAGACGCCGGAGGGGCGCUGGUCGUGUCCGCACUGCGAGGCCGAGGGCAACCAGGACCAGGACGAUGACGACGAGCACCAGGAGUUCUGUAGGAUUUGCAAAGAUGGCGGUGAACUAUUGUGUUGUGAUUCUUGCCCUUCUGCAUACCAUCGGUUCUGUCUAAACCCACCACUUGACGAGGUGCCUGAUGGGGACUGGAAAUGUCCACGAUGUAGUUGUCCUCCUUUGGACGGCAAGGUAGCAAAGAUUUUGACGUGGCGCUGGAAAGAAGAGUCGUCUAAGUCUAAGGCGCCUCGCGCCCGAGAGUUCUUUGUUAAAUGGCACGAGAAGUCAUAUUGGCACUGCAGUUGGAUAUCGGAAAUUCAGCUGGACGUGUUUCAUCCGCUUAUGUACCGGUACUGCAUGCGGAAAUCUGAUCCUGAGGAGCCUCCCAAGCUGGAGGAGCCUCUGGACGAACGCGAUGGUCGCCUCAAGCGGCUCAAAGACAAACAGUCGCAGGACCACGACAACGACGAACUUGAGGAGAAAUACUACAAAUAUGGCGUGAAACCUGAGUGGUUGGUUGUACAUCGUGUGAUCAACCACCGCACAUCUCGUGAUGGCACCACAUACUAUCUGGUUAAGUGGAGGGACCUCUCAUACGACCAGGCCACCUGGGAGGCGGAGACUGAGGAUAUUCCCGGUUUCAAGACCGCCAUGGAGUACUAUCAGGACAUGCGUGCAUUCAUCACCUCUGAAGGCAAGUCGAAAGGCAGCAAAGGCAAAAAAGUGGGUCGUAAAAGCAAGAAUCGCGAUGUAAUAGACGAUGAUGACAACAGCGGUGGUUUACAAAUGAAACCCAGAAAGUACAAUCCGCCGCCGGAACGCCCCGCGACCAACCUCAAUAAGAAAUAUGAAGAUCAGCCGCCAUUUGUUUAUGAAACUGGCAUGCAGCUUCAUCCAUAUCAGUUGGAAGGUCUUAACUGGUUACGGUACUCUUGGGGCCAAAGCAUUGACACUAUUCUAGCUGACGAAAUGGGUCUCGGUAAAACAAUUCAAACUGUUACAUUCCUGUAUUCUCUGUUUAAGGAGGGACAUUGCAAGGGUCCAUUUUUAGUUUCUGUUCCUCUUUCUACAAUCAUUAAUUGGGAGAGAGAGUUUGAGCUAUGGGCUCCAGACUUGUACUGCAUCACAUAUGUUGGUGAUAAGGACUCUAGAGCCGUUAUAAGAGAAAAUGAGUUGACUUUUGAUGACGGCGCUAAUAGAGGUGGUAGACCCUCUAAAAUUAAGUCACAAGUGAAGUUUAAUGUACUAUUAACAUCAUACGAGUUGAUAUCUAUUGAUUCUACUUGCCUUGGUUCAAUUGACUGGGCUGUUCUCGUUGUAGAUGAAGCUCACAGGCUUAAAAGUAAUCAAUCCAAGUUCUUCAGGUUGCUAGCUAGUUAUCACAUUAAUUACAAAUUGCUACUUACUGGUACUCCAUUACAGAACAAUCUAGAGGAAUUGUUCCAUUUGUUGAACUUCUUAAAUAAAGAUAAGUUCAAUGAUCUGGCUGCUUUCCAGAAUGAAUUUGCAGAUGUGUCUAAAGAGGAACAAGUAAAGAGGCUUCAUGAAAUGUUAGGACCGCACAUGCUGCGGCGACUCAAGGCUGACGUCUUGAAGAAUAUGCCUACUAAGUCUGAGUUUAUUGUACGUGUUGAACUGUCUCCCAUGCAAAAGAAAUACUACAAGUAUAUUUUAACAAGAAAUUAUGAAGCCCUUAACCCAAAAAGUGGAGGUCAAACUGUGUCACUUCUCAAUGUAAUGAUGGACUUGAAAAAAUGUUGCAAUCACCCUUACUUGUUCCCUGUAGCUGCUGAAGAAGCACCUCUGGGUCCACAUGGCAAUUAUGAUACUCAAGCUCUUAUCAAAGCAUCUGGAAAACUUGUACUCAUGUCUAAAAUGUUGAAACAGCUCAAAGAACAAGGACACAGAGUACUUAUAUUUUCACAAAUGACAAAAAUGUUGGAUAUCCUUGAAGAUUUUCUCGAGGGUGAGGGUUACAAAUAUGAGAGGAUUGAUGGUGGUAUUACUGGAACAAUUCGGCAGGAAGCUAUUGAUAGGUUUAAUGCCCCAGGAGCUCAACAGUUUGUGUUCCUUUUAUCAACAAGAGCAGGUGGUUUGGGUAUUAAUUUGGCUACUGCUGAUACUGUUAUCAUUUAUGAUUCCGACUGGAACCCUCAUAAUGACAUUCAGGCGUUUUCACGAGCCCAUCGUAUUGGUCAAGCGAAUAAAGUAAUGAUUUAUCGUUUCGUAACACGUAAUAGUGUUGAAGAAAGAGUAACACAGGUGGCUAAAAGAAAGAUGAUGUUGACACAUUUGGUUGUACGGCCAGGUAUGGGUGGAAAGGGUGCUAAUUUUACUAAACAAGAAUUGGACGACAUUCUGCGAUUUGGUACAGAAGAACUGUUCAAGGAAGAGGAAGGGAAAGAAGAAGCAAUUCAUUAUGAUGACAAAGCCGUUGGAGAGUUGCUUGAUCGGUCUAAGGAGGGUAUUGAACAGAAGGAGUCUUGGGCUAAUGAGUAUCUUAGCUCAUUCAAAGUGGCUAGUUAUUCCACAAAGGAAGGAGAUGGUGAAGAGGAAGUGGACACAGAAAUUAUUAAACAGGAGGCUGAAAAUACUGAUCCUGCUUACUGGAUCAAACUGCUCAGGCAUCAUUAUGAACAACACCAAGAAGAUCAGGCCAGGACAUUAGGUAAAGGCAAGCGAGUACGUAAACAAGUUAAUUAUAACGACGGCAGUGUUGUUCAAACAGAAAAUAGGGAAGAUAGCACUUGGCAAGAAAAUGGUUCUGAUUUCAAUUCAGAUUACUCACAGGGAAGCGAGGAUGAUAAAGAAGAUGAUGAUUUCGAUGAAAAGAACGACAAUGGGGAUCUUCUUAGUCGUCGCAGUAAGAGGCGUCUUGAAAGACGAGAAGAGAGAGAUAGGCCGUUACCACCGCUACUUGCUCGAGUCGGAGGUAAUAUGGAAGUACUUGGUUUUAAUGCAAGGCAAAGGAAGUCUUUCCUUAAUGCUAUUAUGCGGUAUGGCAUGCCGCCACAAGAUGCUUUUAAUUCCCAGUGGCUAGUUAGAGAUCUCAGAGGAAAAUCAGAGCGUAAUUUCAAGGCGUAUGUGUCAUUAUUCAUGCGGCACUUGUGUGAACCAGGAGCAGAUAAUGCCGAGACGUUUGCAGAUGGCGUGCCUCGUGAAGGUCUUUCCAGACAGCAUGUCUUGACGAGGAUUGGUGUAAUGAGUUUAAUAAGAAAGAAAGUCCAAGAAUUUGAGCAUAUUAAUGGUUAUUAUAGCAUGCCGGAAUUAAUUCGUAAGCCAGUUGAACCGGUGAAGAUAGCCGGCACAGCGGGAGAAAGCGCGGCGGCAAGUCCUGCGCCAUCUACUGCCACCCCCAUUACGUCGGCUGCACCCUCGCCUGCGCCCACGCAAUUGACUCAAGCUUCGGGACAAGCACCUACACCUGGUGGAUCAGAGAAGGAUGACAAAGAAGAAUCUAAAGAUGACAAAUCAGAGGUCAAAGAUACUAAAUUGAAGGAUGAACCUAUGGAUACCAGUGACAUAAAAGAAGAAAAGUUGGACGAAAAAGAUUCACCUAAAGAAGUUCCAGAGGAAACCAAGGAACCAGAGCGGCGCAUGUCUGUUGACGAGGAACCGCCCAAAGAAGAUGACAAAUCUGAAGAUAAGAAAUCGGAAGAUAAAGAAGCAGAUAAAAUUAAGGAGGAGGUUAAAGAUGACGGUGAUAAGAAAGAAGAUGUUAAGAGUGAGAAGGCUGAAUCUGAAGCUUCUGAGAAGCCUAAGGAUGAAAAGAAGGAGGAGGAUGACGACGAUGUCGUUCUGGUCAAAGAGGAGGAGGAUAUGAAAGUGGAACGGCGCAAAUUCAUGUUCAACAUCGCUGAUGGUGGUUUCACCGAGCUCCACACUUUGUGGUUGAACGAGGAGCGAGCAGCCGCACCUGGCCGCGAGUAUGAGAUCUGGCACCGUCGCCACGACUACUGGCUGCUGGCUGGUAUUGUCACGCACGGCUACGGCCGCUGGCAGGACAUACAGAACGACCUUCGCUUCGCAAUCAUCAACGAACCCUUCAAGAUGGACGUCGGCAAAGGCAACUUCUUGGAGAUCAAAAAUAAAUUCCUCGCGAGGCGCUUUAAGCUUCUGGAACAAGCGCUGGUUAUUGAAGAGCAACUGCGACGAGCGGCGUACCUGAACCUGACCCAGGACCCUAACCAUCCGGCCAUGUCGCUCAAUGCGCGCUUCGCCGAAGUCGAAUGUCUCGCCGAGUCCCACCAACACCUCAGCAAGGAGUCGCUAGCUGGGAACAAGCCCGCAAACGCGGUGCUACACAAGGUGCUGAACCAGUUGGAGGAGCUGUUGUCGGACAUGAAAUCGGACGUGUCCCGACUGCCGGCGACGCUGGCGCGCAUCCCGCCCGUAGCUCAGCGGCUGCAGAUGUCCGAGCGAUCUAUACUAUCGCGGCUCGCAGCCACCGCUGGCAAUCCUGUGCCCGCUGCGCAAAUGCCCCAGUUCCCUGGCGGGUUCCAGUCGGGCGGCAGCCUGCCCGGCUUCUCGCCGGCCGCUGCCGCCGCCGCCAACUUCUCAAACUUCCGGCCGCAGUACUCCGUGCCCGGGCAGCCCGCCUCCACUGGAUCUUCUAAUAAAUCAUAAGCCUGCAUAACUUAUUACAUCUUAUUCCAACUUGACACACUUACAGUGAGUGGAUAGCGGUCACUUAGAAGAAUAUGUUAGAUGUAAGCUUUCCAAGAUUCCUGUUCCACCUCGGGUUUGGAGUGAUAACUUUAGUGAUUAGUGCAGUUAGGUAACAUAUACGUCAUUUUAAAGCAGAACUCUCACAAUUUUAUUUAUUUCAUCCUGAUCUGUAUGAAUCUUGUUAUGUGUAAGUGAUUGUGGACUUAUGAACUAUGAAUUCUUUAUUUUUAAUCAACCAAAAAUGAAAAAUUAAUAAACCAUACAAUUAAGUGAU